Ictalurus furcatus (blue catfish) is the source of this 1866-nucleotide messenger RNA. It is a transcript of the gene qrfprb, whose product is annotated as pyroglutamylated RFamide peptide receptor b. Gene Ontology annotation, cellular component: membrane. Gene Ontology annotation, biological process: G protein-coupled receptor signaling pathway. Gene Ontology annotation, molecular function: peptide binding; neuropeptide Y receptor activity. The coding region runs from base 479 to 1657 and encodes 392 amino acids. The transcript is spliced from 6 exons. NCBI's taxonomy places the organism in Eukaryota, Metazoa, Chordata, Actinopteri, Siluriformes, Ictaluridae. The record is from RefSeq and is a predicted model, not a curated record.
GAGUUAGGGUUAGGAGUUAGGGGUUAGGGUUAGGGUUUAGGAGUUAGGGUUAGGGUUAGGGUUUAGGACUUAGGGUUAGGGGUUAGGGUUCUGGGUUUAUAGCUGCUGGUAAUGAUGAUGCAGUCGGGGGAUUUUAAGCACUGUUCCUCCAGCACUUGUAUUUUUACAGUCAAGUCUCAUGAAACGAUGAUGGAAAAAGUCAAAUUGACUCAUUUUAAAUCAUUCAAAAAGUCAAAAUGACUCUCAUUCAGCGUUUCAAAAGUCAACGUGAUUCAUUUUAAAUACUUCAAAAAGUCUACACUUCUGGUCUAGUUACAGUGCAGAACUUGUUGCUCAGUCAGCUCAUGUGGUGGUGUUUCCUGGAGGGAAUCAGUGUACAGGUUCUACAGUUCUGCAUUUAGAGGAGGUUUUGAGCUCCUGAGCAUGUCUACAUGUGUGAAACAUAAUAACAUUGAUUUCUUUGUUUAAAGGAAGCGAGAUGACUACGUCCACAGACAUGGUGAGUAUGAAGAUCACGCCUGAGGUCCUGCAGGAGCUGCUGCGCUAUUACAACCUGUCCCGUCAGGAGUUCAUCCACACGUACAAUAUCCGGCCCCUGGUGUACGUCCCCGAGCUGCCGGCCGGAGCCAAGGCCAUGUUCGUCAUCAUGUACACGCUGAUCUUCAUGCUGGCGCUGGUGGGAAACAGCCUGGUGGUGUGUGUGGUGGUGAGGAAGGGCUCAAGUCAGAGCGCCACCAACAUCUUCAUCUGCUCUCUGGCCAUCAGUGACCUGCUCAUCACCUUCUUCUGCAUCCCCUUCACUCUCCUGCAGAACAUCUCAGCUCAGUGGCUCGGAGGUGUCUUGGUGUGUAAGACAGUUCCGUUUGUCCAGACCACAGCGAUUGUGACGGGGAUUCUCACUAUGACGUGUAUCGCAGUGGAGAGAUAUCAGGGUAUCGUCCAUCCACUCAAAAUGAAGAGGCAGUACACACCACAGCGAGCCUACAGGAUGCUGGGAUUGGUUUGGCUGAUCUCAGUCAUGGUGGGGUCACCCAUGCUGUUUGUCCAGCAGUUAGAGGUGAAAUACGACUUCCUGUAUGAGAAUCAUCACGUGUGCUGUCAGGAGCUGUGGAGCUCAGAGCUUCAGAGGAAGUCUUAUACCACCUUCAUCAUGGUGGCUCUGUUUGUGCUGCCUCUGGCCGCCAUGUUGUUCCUCUACACACGCAUCAGCAUCGAGCUGUGGAUCCGCAAGAGGGUGGGGGACGCCUUCGUCCUCCACACCAUCAACCACACCCAGAUCAACAAGAUCUGCAGGAAGAAGAAGCGUGCGGUGAAGAUGAUGAUCACCGUUGUGCUGCUGUUCACCAUCUGCUGGGCUCCUUUCCACACCGUCCACAUGCUGUUCGAGUACAAUAAUCUGGAGCACAAGUAUGACGAGGUGACCCUGAACAUGAUCAUGGCCGUGGUUCAGGCCAUCGGUUUCUCCAACUCUUUCAACAACCCCAUCGUUUACGCCUUCAUGAACGAGAGCUUUAAGAAGAGCUGUGUCUCGGCUGUGUCCGCAAUCCUGCGCAGGAUGAGAGUGCACAACGUCAGAGUUCACUUCACCAAGCCUCGUCACGCCACCAGCGCUAACGCUAACACCAACAGCUUGGAACUCCAUGACCAGACCAGUUGAAUAUUAUAUAAAGUGUGGGUGUACUGAUCUUUUGGGCAUUUGGGAUGUGAUAUAAGGCCGUGUUCAUCAUCACAAUUAUUACUGAGUUCAGGAGGAGGCUGAGUACAUACAUCUCUGAACUCCUGAGAGAAAUUCACACACAUCCUGGAAGACGACAUGAGGACAUGAGUUCUUACAGGAAUCCUUAUUCUGGACAAAUGAAGGAUGCA